AUGCCAAAUACGGGUCGCGCGCGUAGAGUUUCGUAUUGUAUUGAAAGGCGAAUUCAUUUAAAACAGUGGAAUGAAGAAACAGAGGAAAAGAUGCCGGAUCAUUUCUUUGAUGCUAAAAUUUACGAGCAGAGCUUAGUCACUUUGCUGGAGGAAGCAAAAAAUAACUCGUUGCUGCCAUUCUGUUCUGUCCGUAACUGUGUCUGCCAACAGCAACAAGCAAGUAAAGCGGCAAUGGAUAGAACGACGACAGCAAUAGCAGUGCCAAUGAUAAUGGCGAUGACAUUGGCAAAGGCUGUGGCACCUUUCACCCUGAGAACUUUCUGCUAG
Thelazia callipaeda (thelaziosis nematode) is the source of this 327-nucleotide messenger RNA. The record is from the annotation of a GenBank genome assembly. NCBI's taxonomy places the organism in Eukaryota, Metazoa, Nematoda, Chromadorea, Rhabditida, Thelaziidae.